AUGGCUCAGACAAAUGGCACGACUAAGAUCUCAUACGAUCCCAACUUCACCUCGGCGGUCAUCAAUGCCACCGGGCCCAACUGCUCGCCGCGUCUCCGCGAGGUCAUGACCGCUCUCAUCCAUCAUGUCCACGACUUUGCACGAGAAGUCAAUCUCACAACUGACGAGUACAUGGCUGGAGUGUCAUUACUCAACUGGGCCGGACAGAUGAGCACCGAUCGCCGGAACGAAGGCCAGCUUGUGACUGACGUGAUUGGACUGGAGAGCCUUGUCGAUGAAAUCACGUACAAGCAGGCUUCGGCGCAUUCUGGGAGCGCAACAUCCAGUGCCAUCCUGGGACCGUUCUGGCGGGACACGCCGGAGAGGCGGUGGGGAGAGAGUGUGGUUGACAAGGUGCCCGACGACGGCAAGGUGGCUUGGGUGUAUGGGAGGGUGACGGAUGCGGCGACUGGACAGCCGAUCAAAGGAGCGUUGGUCGAUAUUUGGCAGGCCUCCACGAACGGAUUGUAUGAACAGCAAGAUCCAGACCAGCCCGACCACAACCUACGGGGCAAGUUUCGGACGGAUGAUGAAGGCAACUAUGCGUUCUACUGUCUGAGACCGACUCCAUAUCCGGUGCCCGGAGAUGGUCCAGCCGGGAAGCUACUCGAUCUCCUAGACCGUCACCACUACCGACCAGGACACAUCCACUUCAUUGUACUGGCAGACAACUACAAAUCCAUCACCACCCAAGUAUUUGACAAUGAGACCGAGUAUCUGGACAACGACAGCGUGUUCGCUGUGAAGGACGGCCUGACCGUCAAAUUUUCUCCAAGAAAAGGCGAUACGAAGGCGAAUUGGGAACUGAAGUAUAAUAUUUCGAUGGCCCCGUUGGAAGAGAAGGGCGCCGGCAAUGUGCCCAGUGCACCAGUCGCUUCAUACUAA
This is a messenger RNA of Saxophila tyrrhenica, 924 nucleotides long. RefSeq lists its product as uncharacterized. Lineage: Eukaryota; Fungi; Ascomycota; Dothideomycetes; Mycosphaerellales; Extremaceae. The transcript has 4 exons. Gene Ontology annotation, molecular function: catechol 1,2-dioxygenase activity; ferric iron binding. Gene Ontology annotation, biological process: catechol-containing compound metabolic process. Bases 1 to 924 code for a protein of 307 amino acids. The record is from RefSeq and is a predicted model, not a curated record.